Molecule: messenger RNA, 1041 nt
Organism: Aspergillus luchuensis
Lineage: Eukaryota; Fungi; Ascomycota; Eurotiomycetes; Eurotiales; Aspergillaceae
Product: caspase family protein
Exons: 4
Coding region: 1-1041 (346 amino acids)
Biological process (GO): proteolysis
Molecular function (GO): cysteine-type endopeptidase activity
Source: RefSeq, a predicted model, not a curated record
AUGUAUGGGGGCCGGCCAGGUAUCGCCGAUGCCUACCAUAACUCCUACAACCAAGGCAACCACAGCGCCCCUCCGCCGCCGCCCAGCGAACCCGUCAGCUUCGGCCAAGGCGCACCGCAGGGUUACAACUUCCAGUACUCGCGCUGCACGGGCAAGAGAAAGGCGUUGCUGAUCGGUAUCAACUACUUUAACCAGAAGGGCCAGCUGCGCGGGUGUAUCAACGAUGUCAAGAACAUGUCCACCUACCUAAAUCAGAACUUUGGUUACGCUCGCGAAGACAUGGUCCUCCUGACGGAUGAUCAACAAAACCCCAUGAGUCAACCCACCAAGGCUAACAUUCUUCGGGCUAUGCACUGGCUCGUCAAGGAUGCCCAGCCGAACGAUUCGCUCUUCUUCCACUAUUCUGGACACGGUGGACAGACGCCUGACCUCGACGGCGACGAAGACGACGGAUACGACGAAGUUAUCUACCCGGUCGAUUUCCGGGCUGCCGGCCACAUUGUCGACGAUGAGAUGCACCGGAUCAUGGUCAAACCGCUGCAGCCGGGUGUCCGACUGACGGCUAUCUUCGACUCCUGUCACUCGGGUUCCGCACUCGACCUGCCCUACAUUUACUCGACCCAGGGUAUUCUCAAGGAACCCAACUUGGCCAAGGAGGCGGGCCAGGGCCUGCUGGGUGUUGUUUCGGCUUACGCGCGUGGCGACAUGAGCGGCAUGAUGUCGACGGCCGUUGGGUUCUUCAAGAAGGCGACCAAGGGCGACGAGGCGUACGAGCGCACCAUCCAGACCAAGACCAGUCCAGCCGACGUUAUCAUGUGGUCCGGCAGCAAGGACGACCAGACCAGUCAGGACGCCCAGAUCGCCGGCCAGGCUACCGGCGCCAUGUCCUGGGCCUUUAUCAGCGCGCUUCGCAAGAACCCGCAGCAGAGUUACGUCCAGCUGCUGAACAGCAUCCGAGACGAGUUGUCCACCAAGUAUACGCAGAAGCCGCAGCUGAGCUGCAGCCAUCCCUUGGACGUGAAUGUGCUCUAUGUUAUGUAA